UGGGCUAUGCUUUGGUUCCUACUUAGCAGUGCCAUGGAUUCAAAUUUCCUUCCAAGAGUUUUGUUUCUCUUCAUAACAACGCAAAGCUUCUUCCAGGCUGGAUCUACAAGUGUGCUUGAUGUCCGUCAAACUCUUAGAGAAAGUUACAGACUGAUGAGGAGGGGCACUGAGCCAUUAUCUUUCAAGGAGAGACCAUCCAAUGAGACUGUCCUCCCUGGUGACACCGUGCUGAUAGCGUGUUCCGCACAAAAUGGCGACAUCUCUCGGCAGAAGUGGUACAAGGGAGACCAACCCCUGGCACCGCCAUUUUCUGGUUCGGUUUUCGUUUUGCAGAACCUCAACCUCCUUGUUGUUGGGACGGAAGAAAACGCGGGAAAAUACACGUGUGUGUUGGAGAGGGGAGAGGAGACAAUCUCUGCUGACGUUUGGAUAACUUUAAAAACAGAACUUGCAUUUUUGGACAAGCCCAGCAACGCCACCGUUCAGUUUGGAGAAAGUCACAUCUUCCCGUGUUCGGCAGAGGGCGCUGUUGAUAUCUCAUGGACCAAAGACGGGCAGCCGUCCGACACGUUCAUCGACGGCGACCGAGUCCUGCAGCAUCGGGGCGACCUGGUGUUCACUGCCGUAAGCCUCACCGACAGCGGCCGGUACACCUGCACGGCAAGAAGUACGGAGGGGGGCAGGAGCAUCCAGGCUCAGGCCAUCCUGAAAGUAGACAUCGAUGUUGAUAAUGUGUGCGGCAGACCGUUCUACCCGCACGCUCCGGACGGGUUUGUGGUGGGCGGCACGGAGGUGGAGCGGGGGGCGUUCCCCUGGCAGGCCAUGCUGUGGGACAUCAGACCCGCCAGGAACAGGUUUUUCUGUUCGGGGAGCCUACUGACCGGUCGUUGGGUCAUCACGGCUGCGCACUGCAUCCGGGAGCCAGGGGUCAGGAAGGACGACUUUAUCGUCCGGCUCGGGAGGCACACAACAGAGAGGGGCGCGUUCGAACAGACUGAGAGGUCUUACAUGGUGGAAGAAAUAAUCGUCCAUCCCGACUUCAACGGCAACACCUACGAGUCGGACAUCGCCCUGUUGAAGCUCUCUGGACCGGAAGUGACGUUUACAGAAUACAUUCUUCCCAUCUGCCUUCCGGAAGUCCUGGACGCCAGGAGACUCGUCCGUUCGGGACAGGUCGGGACUGUGACCGGCUGGGGCGCUGUGCAAGAGGGAGGACCUUAUUCAACUACUCUUAUGAAGGUGAGCCUCCCAUUGGUGUCCUUAGGGCGGUGCCGCCGGGCACACCCUCAGUACGCAGGGGACAUCAGCAAGAACAUGUUCUGCGCAGGUCGCACCUCGGGAGGCCGGGACGCGUGCGAGGGAGACAGCGGUGGACCGUUCGCCGCCUACGAUAACGGAAGAUGGAUGCUGUUGGGGAUCGUCAGCUGGGGAGACGGCUGCGCACUGCAGGGGAAGUAUGGAGUCUACACGCGUGUGCACCGCUUCCGCGAAUGGAUUCUAACUUAUUUAGAGAAAACAGCAAAUCCAGGGGACGACGAUGACAAUAACUCGAUCCCGUGUAACAGCGCCCCCUGUCAGAACAACGCGCGGUGCAUCCUAGCCGAGGACAGGGAGGGCGGAUAUUACUGCAACUGUCCCUCUGGAUUCGAGGGAAGGCACUGUGAAACCGGUCUACGUAAAUGUGGCAGCAACCCCUGUCAACAUGGCGGCCGGUGCACAGACAGAGUCAUCGGUUCUACAUAUAGCUACAGCUGCGUCUGUCGACCUGGUUAUUUGGGAGAAAAUUGUCAAAUAGAUGUCAACGAAUGUAGCAGCAACCCCUGCCAACAUGGCGGAUGGUGUGUAGAUAGAGUCAACGGGUACAGCUGUGAUUGUCAACCCGGAUAUACCGGGGAGCAUUGCCAAACAGAUAUCAACGAAUGUGGUAGUAUAAACCCAUGUCAACAUGGAGGGCGGUGCAUAGAUAAAGUCAAUGGCUACAGCUGUGAUUGUCAACCUGGUUAUACCGGAGACAAUUGUCAGACAGAUAUCAAUGAGUGUGCGAGCAGCCCUUGUGCUAACGGAGGCGUCUGUCGGGACGGAGUAAACGGUUAUUCCUGCGACUGUCUGGACGGAUACACCGGUCUUCGCUGCGAAUCAGCGCCGGCGCCAUCCUGCACUGCUGGCCAGUUUCGCUGCGACAACGGGAAAUGUAUAAGUGAAGCCUGGAAGUGUGACGGGGACAACGACUGUGGCGAUGCCAGUGAUGAGCCGGCUAGCUGCCCUCCGUCUGAAACUUCAACUACGGAGGAGCCUACUGAGCCCGAGGAACAAACAACAUGGGACCGCCGCCGUCGCAAACGUCAUCUACCGGUUCAAGAGCUAACUGCAGAACAAAAGUUCCGAAUUGACAAUGCAAUUCGCACAGCAGAGAUAGCUACAGAGCGCGGUGACGUCGAAACCGCCAAACAGUCGUACAAAGAGGCAGUGAACCUGGCCCCCAAGAAUGCAGCCGUGAUCACAAGAUAUGGCCGCUUUCUGGAGACGAUUGGAAAGCUGGAAGAAGCCGACGAGAACUACGCCCGCGCUCUCUUGUACGCCCCGAACACAACAUCGGCGAUACAGGGUCGACACAGACUGCUACCUGUCCUGGAGACACGGUAUCGUGUGCUACAGACGGACAUAAGCCACAAGAAUGACUUCGUUGUUAAAGAACUACAGAAACAUUCAAGCUCCGCCGGCGUUUCAAAGAUGCUGUUCAACUGCUUCUAUCGCCCGUUUGUAUUUAGUAAUGAUUCGGUAGACACAAAGAGGAGAGACGGUGAAAAGAUAGGCAUCAUGGAAGCUGUUGAUUAUGUCAAAUCAACUCUAGGUAACAGAUCGCUUCCUGAUGUGAAAGAAAUUCAUCAGCGGUUGCUUAGCAGGAGCAAUCCACUGUGGGCAGGGCGCGUGCGCAAUAUGACUGUCUUUGUAGGACCUACCCACAAUCCACCGGGACCUGAUGACGUCGGAUCCAAGAUGGCGGAGUUUCAAACGUGGCUGACGUCAGAGGAAACACAAGACAUGCAUCCAAUAGAGAGGGCUGCAUCCGCCCAUCAUAAACUGGUCCAUAUUCAUCCCUUCAGAGAUGGCAACGGAAGAACAGCACGGAUGUUACUCAACGCGAUACUACUAAAAUCGGGAUUCGUUCCGGCGACAUUUUCUAAAACUGACAGGAGGAAGUACGCGGCCCAUCUCAUGAUGUCUGACGACAUCGGGCCAUCACACGGCAAGGCCUUCGUACGGCACGUGGCGCAAAUUGUUGACCGCUAUCUGGACAAGAUCAUUGAGCGUCUUCACGAUAAAAGCUUUCCAGUUUGGUUGCAAAAGUGUAGUUUGUAA
Branchiostoma floridae (Florida lancelet) is the source of this 3360-nucleotide messenger RNA. RefSeq lists its product as uncharacterized. Gene Ontology annotation, biological process: blood coagulation; proteolysis. Gene Ontology annotation, molecular function: serine-type endopeptidase activity; calcium ion binding; protein binding. The transcript is spliced from 17 exons. Lineage: Eukaryota; Metazoa; Chordata; Leptocardii; Amphioxiformes; Branchiostomatidae. The coding region runs from base 7 to 3360 and encodes 1117 amino acids. The record is from RefSeq and is a predicted model, not a curated record.